CGAGCGAAAGGCAUCAAUUGAACGGUUUGUGGCGUGCCGUAAACAACAAGUGUCGAUUGUCAGCCACCCCGACAGUCCUCUCGAUUCUCUCUCUCUAUACCUCCCUCUCGUCAUAGAAGUGUUCGCAUUUCCAUUGUGUGCCGGUGAAACUAAAAGUUAAUUAGUGUAGUUUCCGAAGAUUGUUGCUCCUUUCCUUGGGACGCGAACAAGGAACCCGUUCAUGCGUGUACGUGCGUGCGUGUAUGUGUGUGUGUGCGUCAGUUAUCGAAUCCUUUGCUUCCUCGCUUUAUGAGCCGACUCUUGUGUGACUUUUGUGUGUAAUUAAUACGAGCACUUCACCAGCCUCUGGCAGAGGCUUUGGUUACGGUUGGAGGAAGAAAGUUCCCUUUCCAACACAAAAGACGUUUACACGUUUGGGUCUGCGAAGACCCACACCAUUAUUCGUUCAUUAUCCUUCCGAGAAAAAAGAGGUUGCGAGAAACAGGAUUUCCCUCCAGAAAAGUGCAUCCAAGACGUGGUCGUGUGGUUUCUGUGUGUGUGAGAGAGAGCCGACAAAGCUGAAGCAAUGUUGCGGCACAGCCAACGAGCACGCAAACGCAACCAAGUGGCCGGCCUGCCGGGCAUUGCGGGCAUCCUGUUGAUCGUCGUAGGAUUAGUGGGAAAACUUUGCACCGCAAAUGCGGCCACCACCGUCCACUACCAGCAACAUGCUGCACCACCAGCCAAAUCAACGGUCACGCCCGCCCAACAGUACUUUGAUGCCGUUGCACCGGAAGAUCGAGAAAACUUCAUCAAAUACCACCUGGACAGGGCACUGGAGGAGCGUUUGCCCCGGCACACGAGCAGCAUACCGAAGGACUUUGAGUUCGUUGCCUUCCAGGACGCGGCCGAGCCGGAACAUUUUUCCCUCAACCUGUUGGACCACUUUAUGAUCGCUUACGGUCUGUCGGAGCUGGAUGUGUACGCGUUUGUGGCGCUGAAUGUGAUCUGCUUCCCUUCCGGCUGGUGCUUCGACCCGGACGAUGUCGGUAACAUUUGCUGUCCCUUCUAAAGCUUCGGCAGCCUGGGCGUGUAAAUAGGACCUUGCAAGUGGAGCAGCGUAAUGUCAACAUAGACACACACACAUGUAUAUGUGUAAAACACACAUACACACAAACUUGGCCCUUUGAGUAAAGCAGUCCAAAAAGGGCAGUAACAUGGGCGAGAUACAGCAAACCACAUGUUGACAAAAUUAACAUCAAUAAAACCAGAGCAAAUUGCUAAAUCAAUUAAGCCACCCCGACCAGGAACCAGGGGGAAGGAGUCCCCCGUUUUGGGGGCACUUUAUUUUACAUCACAGUGUGUCUGUGUGUUUUUGUGGUUUUUUGGUUCUGUGUUUUGUUUUUUUCAGCCCUUCAGUGACACAAACUUCCGCCAGCAUACACGUGCAUCGCGUAGCGCUGAGUUGACGCUAGCCGUUAAACUUUUAAUCGGAACCGCUUGUCUGCGUUGGCCCAACGCACCAACGCAACCACAUCCCUUCACUGUUGACGAUCCACAGUUUCGAUGACACUGUAAAUCAUUCACAGCCACCGAUGAGUGUAAUCAAUCACCCAAACUAUACCAGAAAACCAUUGUCCGGCGGGAAAAUUACAGCUGAUGGAUCCGUGUUUUUGCUGCGCUCCGUAUCCUGCAAAACGAAAGGGGCGGCGUAAACACCGGCCAGGUGCUGCGUACGGGUGGCAAAUUAAAUG
Messenger RNA from Anopheles merus, 1733 nucleotides. RefSeq lists its product as uncharacterized. The record is from RefSeq and is a predicted model, not a curated record. Lineage: Eukaryota; Metazoa; Arthropoda; Insecta; Diptera; Culicidae. The transcript has 3 exons. Bases 566 to 1051 code for a protein of 161 amino acids.